Molecule: messenger RNA, 6278 nt
Organism: Asterias rubens (European starfish)
Lineage: Eukaryota; Metazoa; Echinodermata; Asteroidea; Forcipulatida; Asteriidae
Product: low-density lipoprotein receptor-related protein 1-like
Exons: 31
Coding region: 192-6134 (1980 amino acids)
Molecular function (GO): protein binding; calcium ion binding
Source: RefSeq, a predicted model, not a curated record
GACAGUAAGCUUGCGUUUGAUUUAUUUACGUAUGCUACAUCCUGUAUCAAUCUAAACCACCGUGGAGAGACAGAUGUGCCAGCCCAGGGGGUUCAAGAGUGCAGCAGUUCCUAUAUAAGCGAUCGGUUAGAAUACCAAUUAUCAUUUCCAGUAGUUCUUGGGGUUGUGUAUCCCAUCAACCUACCGCCAAGAUGCUGUGGAUCGAUAGCAGGGCCGCUGCAAAGCUGUCUCUUUACUUAGCACUUCUGGUCGCUUUCCACAAGGCAAACGCAUGCGAGAGCGACAUUGAGUUUAUGUGUGAAACGAGUGGACUGUGCCUGCCCGUUGACUGGAGAUGCGAUGGCCAAUAUGACUGUCUAGAUGAAUCAGAUGAAAGAAACUGUGAUGGGUAUUAUAGAAGUUGCGAUGAAGAGACCGAAUUCAGAUGCAGUCGCACCAGCUGUAUACCCAAGGGCUGGCAAUGUGAUGGUGAGGAAGACUGUGUAGAUGGCACCGAUGAAGAUACAGCCACCUGUUCAGAUUUAUCUUGUGACAGCACUCAGUUCCAAUGUGGUUCUUCUAAGUCAUGUAUUUCAAGUGCUUGGCAGUGUGAUGGAACUGAAGACUGUGAAGAUGGCUCUGACGAGACGAAUUGCACAAAGAAAAUGUGCCAAGAAAACGAGUUCCAGUGUUUGAAGUCUACCAAAUGCAUCCCUUCGAGAUGGACUUGCGAUGGCGAUAAUGAUUGCGAUGAUGAAAGUGAUGAGCAUGACUCAGUGUGUAAAGACCAGACUCCAAAUUGCCCUGGGAAUGAAAGAAGUUGUGGUAAUAGACAAUGUAUUCCUGCAAUAUGGUGGUGUGAUACUGAAGAGGACUGCAUAGAUGGUUCUGAUGAAGCUAACUGUGAUGCAACUACCGAAGUCCCUACUGAUCAGACUGAAGAGGUUAUCACAUGCUCCGAGUCUCAGUUCCAGUGCCUGCGGACGCCCCCAACGUUGUGUAUUCCCAUGCAAUGGGUUUGUGAUGGUGUCGCUGAAUGCUCUGAUAACAGUGAUGAAGAUCCUGCAAGAUGCAACGCAGAGACCACAGAGAGUCCUUGUUCAGGUGAACUGAUGUUCGCCUGUAACAGUGGAAUGUGUGUUUUGAAAGCUUUCGUGUGUGACGAUUCUGAAGACUGUGAUGAUGGGUCAGAUGAAGUAGGGUGUGACGUUGAACCAGUAAACCCUUGUGGAGAUCGACAGUUCAACUGCCAGUCUGAGGGCAAAUGCAUUCCAUCUGCGUGGGUUUGUGACGCGGAUAGGGAUUGCUCUGAUGGUUCAGAUGAAGACUAUUGUGAGGAAGCAUCGUGCCAAGAAAACGAAUUUCGGUGCAAGUCAAACGAGUGUAUCCGAAAGCAAUUCGUCUGCGAUGGAGAUCCAGACUGCCGUGAUCAGAGUGAUGAGGAAACCGAACUAUGCAGAACCGAUGUGCCGGCCGUGGUUUUACCAAUUUGCCCCACAGAUCCUUCAAAGUUUGUCUGCGGGAGUGGUGGGUUGUGCAUCUUCAAGGCGUGGUUGUGUGACUCGGAAGGGGACUGCUCAGAUGGAUCUGAUGAAGAAAACUGUGGGUCAGAAGUCUCGUGUGCCGUCGGUGAAUUCCACUGUUCAUCCAAUCACAUCUGCAUCCCUGAGGAAUCACUUUGCGAUUCCAGACUAGACUGCAUUGAUGGACAGGACGAGAUGGAGUGCCCUAGUGGAUGGACUAGUACCCCGCCUCCUCAGACCACGACAUGUCCCAGUGCAUCCGAAGUCAUGUGUGGGAGCGGGGAGUGUAUUUUCAGAGCCUGGUUGUGUGACCGGGAAAAUGACUGCGAGGAUGGCUCAGAUGAGCAGAAUUGUGAUGGCACGUAUUGCAACAUGGCAACAGAAUUCCAGUGCCAGAAUGGGCAGUGUAUUCCUGUGAGUUGGAAAUGCGACAAUGAUCCAGACUGCUUGGACGAGUCAGAUGAGGGAACAAGCGUCUGUCAAGACCAAACAUGUUCUGAUGAUGAGUUUACCUGUGAUGAUGGAUCCUGCAAGCCAUUUUCAGUUCGCUGCAACGGCGUUCAAGACUGCUUUGGAAACUCCGAUGAGAAAGACUGCUCAGGUGUUUGUCCAGCACCAGAUCGGUUCCGGUGUCCAAACAAUUCUUCUUGCAUCUUGACCUCUCAGCUUUGCGAUGGCAUUGAUGACUGUCAAGGCGGGGUUGAUGAAACGGAGUGCACUAUUCAGGCAUGUAGUGAUGACAAUGGAGGUUGUGGAAGCAGACAGUGCAUUGACGUCCCCAAGGGUUACUACUGCAAAUGUGGAGCAGAGUAUCAGAUCACUGAGAAUGGAUGUGAAGAUAUUGAUGAGUGUGCACAAUCCGCAGACAGCCUUUGCCCAGGCAUAAUCUGCACCAACAGAGACCCAGGCUACAUCUGCGAGUGCCCCCAUAUUAUGUCAUAUAAUGUCGACCUGGACAACCGGACCUGUGUAUUUUCCAACCCUUUACCACCUACGCUCCUUCUAGCAGACCGUACCGCAAUCAGAAAACUGAAUGGUUUUAAUCAGACUGUUGAGCUUUUUGCCGAUGGGAUACCAGCCGUGGCCAUUACAUAUGACCCUAGUGAGCACGCUGCUUAUGUGAGCGAUGUUGCAGCUGGAAAUAUUUACCGGAUUAGAUUAUCUGAUGGCUCUGAUGACACCCAGCAAGUAAUUAUCAAUGAUACUUUAACAUCAGACGGCUUGGCAAUUGACUCCAUCUACGGUAAUCUGUACUGGACUGACACAGGCGACGAUACAAUCAAUGUUGCUAGAUGGGACGGCAGUUUCAAGAAGACGCUUAUCAAUGAAAAUCUAGAAGAACCUCGAGGAAUUGUGGUUGAUCCACUUGAAGGGUACAUGUUUUGGACAGACUGGGGUUCGACACCCCACAUUGGACGAGCUGGUCUCGAUGGUCAAGAUGCGGUUACCAUAGUAACUGAAGGUAUCGAAUGGCCUAAUGGUAUAGCUCUCGACUAUGAUGAGCAACGAAUCUUCUGGGCUGAUGCUAGGCUGAGACGAUUAGAGUCGUCAGAUAUCAACGGGAAUAAUCGACAUGUUAUCCGGGAUACUGAUAUCGGACACCCUUUUGGUAUCGUCGUACAUCAGGCAAAUGUCUACUGGACUGAUUGGGACACUAGUGCAGUGUUAACGGCAAAUAAGUACAAUGGAGAGCGAAUGGAAGUCGUCUCUGAUGGCUUUGGCAAUCCAAUGGGUUUGGCAUCAAUGGACCAUCGCUUUAUGGAUUUAACUAAUUUCUGUGAAAGCGCUGGUAAUCCAUGUUCCCAUCUAUGCUUGAGAUCCCUCAGUAACCAACAGGGGUUUUUAUGUGCCUGCCCAACGGGUACAACGCUUGCAUCCGAUGGAGAAACCUGUCUAUGUGAAGAUGGGGGGUGGCUUAUGGAGGAUGGAGUCAGUUGUGAUGAUACAAACGAGUGUUUGUCCACACCCAGCCCAUGUCCUGCUGGUAUUGGAUGCAUCGAUUCUAAAGAGGGUGUACGUUGUAUCUGUCCUAAUAACUAUUACCUCGUUGAAGAACACACCGGGCCAACAUGCCUCUUCAGCUUUCCUACCCCACCCCCACUCCUUCUGGCUGAUGGGCAGCGUGCCCUCUUUAUUGAUACACUUCUGGGGUCAGUUCGGGGAGGGGUACAGAGGUUGAUCCAUGCUACUGCGGUGGCUUACGAUGACCAGCCUGGUAACGAGGGAAUAUACUUGAGUGAUACUGGAAGUAAUAUCAUCAAGAGAGUGCAGUUUAUCAGUAACACAGAAGGCAACACUAUAACCAUCAAGGCCCACAAUGGGGCAGUUUUCGGUAUAGCGUUUGACUCAAUUCAUCGUUAUCUGUACUGGGGGGACGCUCGAAAGAACAUCAUUGGUAUAUCAACCUGGAAUGGUAGCUACACCGCGACACUUCUUACAAGACAAGAUGGAAUUGGUACACCGAGAAGUAUUGCUGUGGAUCCCCAAAAUGGGUACUUGUUCUGGACUGAAUACGGCGCUCGAGUGGAUUACCCUAAAAUCAAAAGAGCAGGACUCGAUGGCAGUAAUAUGACAGAGAUUGUAUCAACUGACCUUCAAAGGCCAACCAGCCUCACAUAUGAUGCCUCUCUGGAAAGUAUAUACUGGGUGGACGCUGGAUCCCAGACCAUUGAGACGUCCAAGUCAGAUGGAAGCGAACGUCGAGUCCUCAUGACGGAAAUGUCAAGACGACCGUCCGGGAUCGCUGUUUACCAAGACACCGUUUACUGGACCGAUAUAAGCAAAACCUCCCUGUUUUCAGCAAACAAAUUUACUGGGAGUAGGAUAGACGUGGUCAUCAAAAACCUGUUAAGACCAAUGGGGCUAGCUGUUGCAAUUCCAGAUGAAACAAAUGCGCCAAAUGCCUGUGAAGAAGCCGGAAACAUCUGCUCCCAUUUCUGCCUCGGCGUACCAAGAUCAGUUGAUCCUGCUGGGUUUAGAUGCUUCUGUCCCGGAGACAAUAUUCGGCUGACUGGAAGCAAUAACUCCAUCUGUGUUUGCCAGAAUGGAAGUCCUUUGCUACCAGACGGUGUCAGUUGCCAGCCUCGAAGAGAAUGCCAUCGUAGACAGUUCCAGUGCCAAACUAGCGGGGAAUGCAUUUUACUGAAUCAAGCGUGUGACGGGCACCAGGAUUGUGACGAUGGGUCAGAUGAAGAUAACUGUGAUGGUGGCUGUGGUGAUUGGGGUUACCAGUGUAAUAAUGGCCGCUGCAUACCUAAAUCGCAGCAGUGUGACGGCAUUCCAGGGGACUGUCCUGAGUAUGACGAUGAAAUUGUGUGUGAGAAUGUUCCAGAUUGGUGUGGUACAACACAACCUGACCCAUGCCCUGGGGUACAAUGUCUCAGCUUGCUGGCAGGACUACAGUGUAUUUGCCCUGAUAAUUACGUUCUUCUACCAGACAAUCGAACAUGUCGACACGCAUUCCCAACACCACCCAAGUUGUUGGUAGCUGCUCAGUUGAAGGUUCUGGAGGUUGAUACAUCGAGGUUACAAUUUGACGAUGUGCAGGGUCGGUGGAAUGACGUCGUUGGUAUAACCUAUGGUGGGGAAGAUGCAAUGUUUGUUGGUGAUAUUGCGCUUGAUACAAUCGACAGGUAUUUCACUAGUGGAGGAAAUGUUGGUCAGACACUUUUAGCAACGGACCGGACCGUGAUUUCUGGAAUAGCCAACACCUCCGAGGGGCUAGCAUAUGACUGGGUCAGUAAAAACCUCUACUGGGUGAACACAGAACAACCUGCGUCCAUUGAUGUUGUCAGUAACAAUGGCCAGUUCCCAUCAACGAAAAUCCUGAAGAAUUUGGACAAGCCACGAGAUCUCGCAGUGGACCCAAAAGAGGGGUACCUGUACUGGACUGACUGGGGAGACAAUGCAAUGAUCGGCAAAGCAGGUUUAGAUGGUUCUCAGCCUCUAAAACUGGUAUACACUAACAUUGGAUGGCCUAAUGGACUGACGCUAGAUUUCCAAGCUAGACGGGUUUACUGGGUGGAUAGUAAACUGGACAGAAUGGAAUACGCUGGGUUCGACGGUGACGGACGACGCAUUCUGAUUCAGAACAACCCGAAAGUACAGCACCCUUUUGGUAUCGCUCUUCACCAGCACAUGGUGUUCUGGGGCGACUGGAAUUCAAAAGAAGUUACCAUCGCCAACAAGUUUACUGGAGAGAUACUGGAUUCUAUUCAGUUAGACACUAGACCUUUAUUUAUGUCAGCAAUUGAACACCGGUCCGAGUUUGGAGUUAUCCCUAACCGAUGUCUGAAUAGUACCUGCUCCCAUAUCUGCCUUCCCUCCCCCUCAAAACUGACGGACUAUAUCUGUGCAUGCCCUCAGGGCAGCCUUCUGGAUUGGACCAAACGGACCUGCCUCUGUGAAAAUGGAGGGCGCCUGCUGGAGGAUGGAGUCAGCUGUGAGGAUCCAAAACCGUUACCCCUUCAAGUGAGUGGAUUAACGACGCGGUUCUUAGCCAAACAAGGAGUUGGUAAUGACUUUGAUCUUCAGUGUACGAUCACUCAGAAUGCAGUGGAAUGUAUCCCUAAAGGCAUAGAAGAGAAUCCGAGCCCGACUCAAGAAGGGACUUAUCAAUGCCAAGUGCCGUAAACCUAAAUGAAAUAGUUUACUUUUUGUUUUAUUGAGGGGGUAUUUUUAUGGAACUAUGUUCUUUCAAUAAAUUCCAGGGCCCAAUUUUAUAGAGCUGCUUUUUCAUUUAAGCACAAACAGUAGCAAUGCAAAACAAAAUCAUGC